UUUCGCCCCAAAAUACGAGCAGACGCCCUUCAAUCUAAGCAAUUGCAUCAGUAUGAAAUUCUUUCUGGUCGUUGCCGCCACCAUCGUCAUGUCUCGUACGACGACUACCCCUAAAGCGGGCGCAGGCGUCCAUGCGCGGCGUCCUAUUUCCAAGGCGCAGCGUCAGUGCAGCAUCGCGACAUCGGGCAUACUGUAUCCUGACCGCCGCCGCCAUUCAAUUGCUUCUAAUAUUAAAUUCAUUUUUGCUCGGUGGACAAUAUACACUAACUUUAUUAGCGCGUUUUGCCACAUCCUGUGCAUUAGGCCAAUAGUUGGCAUUACCGUCGGAGGUAAAUGAAAAUUUCGCUUUUCCAGUUUUCUUUUCGCGAUUUUAACACAUUUGUAUAACGCAAUGUCAAAAUUUAUCAUUUGAAGGGAGUCAUUUGAAUUAUAAAUGAAUCAAGAGGAGAAGCGCAACUGUUUCGGCAUUUGCCUGGGGUGAUAAUGUGUAUAAAGUGACAAUAAACGUUUUUCAAUACCCAUUAGUGUAAAAGUGGAAAAAUAUCGAACGUAAAUUAGGUAGACGUCCUGCAAAUCGAUGUAAAAAGAAGUGAUUGUGGGAGAUCCACAACAAAAAUAUAAAGACAGGCAUCGUUCGUAGCUUAUUUCAAAUUGGUUAAUUGACAGACGGAACGGAGGGAGGGAUUCACUCUGCAAUAGAUAUUUUGAAAAAUACGCUCCAAGAGACCAAAGAUAAUUAAGAAAAACGUAUAAUUAAAUCUUCAAAGCCGCGUUAUUAAAAUUGAUGGAAAGGUAAUGCUAGUAAAUGGAAAACUAAAUAAUUAAUCAGUGUGGAGAUUUUAAAUUAAUACUCAAAUUAAAGGUGUACUAUUAUCAGUGUAAUGUAUUUGAGGAUCGAAUUGGAAAUGAAGGCUUAUUUUCUCGGUGACAUAAUUUAAUAAAUAACGAAUGAAAAUGCGGCUUCUUAUCUACUCUGCUUUUGCUCUUUUGGGGCUUUGUUCCGGUUUUCUUUUAGACGGAUCUACCAAUUCAUAUUCUCAAUUUCGCAAAUGGGGUGGCGGUACGAACGGAAGUCUCGAAUUUGAAUUUAAAACCGAUCAGCCUAAUGGACUUCUUUUAUACACGGAUGAUGGAGGAACGUACGACUUUUUCGAAAUUAAAUUAGUCGAAGGCGCAUUGAGGUUGCGAUUUAAUCUAGGCGGUGGUGCUCAAAUUAUAACCGUAGGAAGAGAUCUUAACGACGGACAUUGGCAUAAAGUACACGUGCAAAGACAUGACGAGCGAACUGUGCUAACUGUUGAUGGCGUUUCUCAAAUGAGAACGUCUCGAGGAAAGGAGUUCAAAUUCGGACGAUUUUCGACUAAUUCUGAUGUAUUUGUUGGAGGGAUGCCCACUUGGUAUAACAAUAAAUUAACCCUUCUCGCACUCCCAAGUGUAAUCUUUGAACCGCGUUUUGUCGGAGCCGUACGGAAUCUUAUUUAUCCGGAUACGGAAGGUGGAUCGCCGAGAAGGCAGGAGACGAGACCAAAGGACCACAGGUGUGACGGAGGGGCUAUUGCGGGUGCCGAGGAGCUCUGUCUUCCUCAGUCCAGGGUGAGUUUUUCAAAUAAAGAAAAGAACGAGUAG
Messenger RNA from Photinus pyralis (common eastern firefly), 1626 nucleotides. Its product is annotated as neurexin-3-like. The transcript has 2 exons. The coding region runs from base 949 to 1626 and encodes 225 amino acids. Lineage: Eukaryota; Metazoa; Arthropoda; Insecta; Coleoptera; Lampyridae. The record is from RefSeq and is a predicted model, not a curated record.